AUGCCUGACCACACCUCCACCUCCACCCCGAGCGUCAGCUCGCGGUCGAAAUGGAAGGACUUUGUAGCAUCCAUUGCCACCAUCCGCGGCGAUCUAUCAACCAUCACCGCACCGCCGUUCGUGCUCGACACGAAAUCGGCAGUCGAGCUCCCCGCGUACUGGGCCGAAAGGCCCUCCGUGUUCAUCGCUCCAGCUUCGUCGGACGAUCCGGCCGAACGCGCCGUGCUGGUGGCGAGAUGGUUCCUCUCCGCCCUCCGCAACCAGCAGUAUACGGGCCGCCCGGCCCACGACGGCGUCAAGAAACCCCUCAAUGCCUUCCUGGGCGAAGUGUUUUUGGCCACUUGGUCCGAUCAUGGCGCCACUGGAACCGGCACCGGCACUACGAGGCUGGUGAGCGAGCAGGUCAGUCAUCACCCACCAGUGACGGCAUGUCGCGUAUGGAACGAAGACCACGGAGUGUCGGCCGAGGGCUACACCCGUCAGGAAAUCGGUUUUAGCGGGGGCAGUAUGACCAUUCGCCAACUGGGUCACGCCACGCUCCACCUCGCCCGACACGACGAGACAUACCUGAUCCCAUUACCCAACGUCAAGGUCAAGGGCAUCUUGACCGGCAGCCUGUACCCAGAACUGCAGGGGACGUACCACAUCCCGAGCACGAGCGGGUAUAUGUCGACGAUCGAGUUUGGCGGGAAAGGCUGGUUGACCGGGUGGGACGACAAGAAACACGGCUUCGAGGCCAAGGUAUACCGCGACGACGACCAGGAUCAAACGCCCUUGUACACCGUCAGUGGCCACUGGGACAGGUCGUUCAGCAUCCACGAUGCGCGAAAAGGAGUCCAUGUCGAAACAUUUGACGUUCGAUCUUCCACCACCACCCCGCUCACGGUCGACCCUCUUCCCGACCAGGAUCCAUGGGAAUCGCGGGUUGCGUGGCGCGGAGUUCGAGAGGCCCUGGAACGAGGAGACAUGCAAGGCGCUGCGGAUGCCAAGUCAAGACUCGAGAGCGGCCAGCGAGAGAUGCGGAAACGGGAUCGCGAUGGACACGACUGGCACAGCCUGUUUUAUGAGGUGGGGUCUCACCCCGAUCCCGUCGCUGCUGAGUUGGCUCGCAAGAUCGGCCGCACGCUCCGACCGGCAGAGACAAUGGGCGCCUGGACCUUCAGACUCAAAGACUGGCAGGAGGGGAAAUUCAAGAAACCUUACCACGGAGGCUUGAGGCCUGCCGAUAUGUGUGAGUCCGCAAAUGGUGGCGGCGGCAACCAGGCCAGAAGGACCGAAACGACCAAACCUAGCCUAUCACCGUCAACAGGGACAGGGACAGGGACUAGCAGUGGCCUAGCAGCUAUAAUCAGACAACCCGAACCUGAACGCAGCUGGAAAGCCAAGCCAACCAUGUCGGGUCUCGAAGCACAUCAGACGGAUGCAGAUACACAAGCCGGCAAAGUUGAAGCAACCGUGGUGGCCAAAGCUAGAAAAGGCUCCAGUCCCAGUGAUAUCGGCGACAGUACCAUGACAGGUAAAGAAAAAAUCCAAGGCGAAAGGUUCCUGAGGGACAUAUACUCGACUUGUUAA
Messenger RNA from Capronia epimyces CBS 606.96, 1572 nucleotides. RefSeq lists its product as uncharacterized. The transcript has 4 exons. Gene Ontology annotation, cellular component: cytosol; membrane; intracellular membrane-bounded organelle. Gene Ontology annotation, molecular function: oxysterol binding. The coding region runs from base 1 to 1572 and encodes 523 amino acids. The record is from RefSeq and is a predicted model, not a curated record. NCBI's taxonomy places the organism in Eukaryota, Fungi, Ascomycota, Eurotiomycetes, Chaetothyriales, Herpotrichiellaceae. Gene Ontology annotation, biological process: maintenance of cell polarity; exocytosis; endocytosis.